CAGAUGGGAGGUGCCAGAAACUCCCUUUGCUGUUCGGUUGCUGCUUCUAAGUGACUUUGGCAUUUACUAUGCAAGCCACAUCUUGCAGAUGAUAAGAGUGGCUAUAGCUGACAUUGCAAGUGUGCUCAGGCGUUCCAGAAAGGACAUCUGGAAAAACUGGAGUCAACUCUCGCUGCUGAGCCCUGUGCAAAAUGCGUGAAAUUGUGCACGUUCAGAUUGGCCAGUGUGGAAACCAAAUUGGAGCUAAGUUCUGGGAAGUCAUAAGUGAUGAACACGGAAUCGAUAGCACAGGAAACUACCAUGGUGAUUCACCUCUCCAGCAGGAAAGAAUUAAUGUGUAUUUCAAUGAAGCCUACUCCCAUAAAUAUGUUCCUCGUGCUGUCCUAGUAGAUCUGGAGCCUGGAACUAUGGACAGUGUGCGAUCCAGCAAAAUAGGUCCACUUUUUCGCCCGGAUAACUUUAUUCAUGGAAAUUCAGGCGCUGGCAACAACUGGGCAAAAGGUCAUUACACCGAAGGGGCCGAGUUGAUUGAAAAUGUGAUGGAUAUCGUGAGGAAUGAGUGCGAGGGCUGUGACUGCCUUCAGGGCUUUCAGCUCACCCACUCCCUUGGCGGCGGAACAGGGUCUGGCAUGGGCACUCUCCUGAUCAACAAGAUCAAAGAAGAAUACCCCGACAGGAUCAUGAACACCUUCAGCGUGGUGCCGUCACCGAAGGUCUCGGACACUGUCGUUGAGCCGUACAACGCCAUCUUAUCUAUGCACCAGCUGAUCGAGAACACAGACGAAACCUUCUGCAUUGAUAACGAAGCUUUGUACGACAUCUGUUUUCGAACGCUGAAGCUCCGCACGCCAACCUACGGAGACCUAAACCACUUGGUGUCCCUCACCAUGAGUGGCGUCACCACCUCGCUACGCUUUCCUGGCCAGCUCAAUGCCGAUCUGAGGAAGUUGGCGGUCAACAUGGUGCCUUUCCCCCGACUCCACUUCUUCAUGCCGGGCUUUGCUCCUCUAACUUCUCGGGGAAGUCAGCAGUACAGAGCACUCUCUGUUCCAGAGCUCACCCAACAGAUGUUUGAUGCACGGAACAUGAUGGCAGCCUGCGACCCGCGUCAUGGGCGGUAUUUGACCGUAGCUUGCAUCUUCAGAGGCCAGAUGUCUACCAGGGAGGUGGAUGAAGAGCUGUUGUCUGUGCAGACCAAGCACAGUAGCCACUUUGUGGAGUGGAUCCCCAACAACGUCAAAGUGGCCGUGUGUGAUAUUCCACCCCGUGGGCUAAAGAUGUCUGCCACCUUCAUAGGGAACAACACAGCCAUACAACAGCUCUUCAGCAGGAUCUCUGAGCAGUUCUCAGCAAUGUUCAGGAGGAAAGCAUUUCUCCACUGGUAUACUGGUGAAGGGAUGGAUGAGAUGGAAUUUUCUGAAGCAGAAGGUAACACUAAUGACUUAGUGUCCGAAUAUCAGCAGUAUCAAGAUGCCACAGCAGAUGUGGAAGAAUAUGUGGAGGUAGAAGCAGAAGACAGUCAAAAAGAAAAUGAAACCACUGAUUGAACUUUGCCCCCAAAUGCAAACUGAUUAUCACUAAUAAGGUGGCUGGACUCACCUACAUUUCUGAAGGAACGUGUAAUCUUAUUAUACUGAAUACAGAAACAACAUUUUUUGAGCAUUAAACCAACCACAUUAUUGACUACAAGGAUGUAUAUACCAGAACAAAUCCCCCUAUUUACAGCUUUGCUUAAGUUUAGUGUCUUCAACUGAACAAAACAGUCAGCCUUUCUUCUGAAUUAGUGCUUUUAACUAUUAAUAAAGGUAUUUCAAAUCAGAAGAAGUUAUGAACGUAUCAGCCUGCUGGAUUGAAAAGGCAAAUCCAAGAGAUUACAUGAGAUGGUGUGAGGGCUGACAGAAGCAAAGCAUAAAUGUUCCUUUUCAGCUUUAAUCAUAUGCAACUAUCAGGUUGGAGUUGCACAUCUCUACCUACAUCAUGCGAUGUAUCCAGCCAGGACAAGAGGAUGUGAAUGUUCAACAUGAACAGCUCCUUGCUGCAUCAGGGUGACUGUACCUAGGCAAGAAAACUUAUUACCUUUCUUGUCCAAACAUACUCUUAGAUACAUUGGCCAUAGAAGGUUAAUCGCCAAAGAAGUUAAUUCAAAUCUAUAUACGUUGUUCUCAUUGUGCUUUAACCUCUAUGGUUUUCCUACACCAGUUAGCUUUGGCAUAACAUUGCUACGCAGUUGGGAGUUUUCUGAUAAGCAGCCAAGUGACUAAGGAACUAACUGAACACAACUGGAGCAUAAUUGCAGGAUGGUACUGGAUUCCAAAAAAAAAAAAUUAGCAGCAUAGUAGCAUAGUUUGAGAAUCACUGUUUGUCUGCAUAUAUUUUAAUAGUAAUUUAAUGCUUAUUUUUAAAUGCAGCCUUACUUUUAAAUAAAACCAGUUGAGAAUCCCAUUAUACCUUAAAGAAUAAACUUUUUAAUUGGGGUGUAGAGCACAGCAGAUGCAUGAAACGGUAUCUGAAAGCAAUCCUAUGCAGUUCUUACUAGAGAUGUGAAGGCCCGGAAAAAACCCAGAAAAAUUAGGAAUAAACCCGUUUUUUCUGGUUUUUCCAAAGCCUUUUUUUCCCCUGAAAAAUUGAAAAAAAUGAAGAAAAAAUGGAUUAUGGGAUGUUUUAUUUUAGCAUGAUGAAUAAAAUGUUUAAGGCAAGGUGUUCAGAUAUUUACUUCUCCAAAUAUUUUCUAAAAACUAUGUACAGUAUCAUAUUAUUACAACUUCUGUGCACCAAGGACAAGCAAAGUCCUAGGUUCCAAACUGAGACUAUAACUCUCAAAUGCAAGAGCAAGAUGCAUUUCUGCCUCUAGGGGGCACUGCCAUUGAAGCAGAGACUGAAACUGAGUGACAGCUAUAGUUCAGAAAAUGAGUCUGAUGAAAUUUCAUGCAUAUUCAUUGAAUCUUGGUCCCCACUUUUUUCUCUCAGUUCUUUUUAUGGGAAUGGGUGCUUUAUGUCUGCUUGAUACUAUGGAGGACUAGCGGAGACAUAACUUUCUUUGUUACUAAUGCUGAUGGUUUCUACUGCUGUUUUUUUUAUUGUUUUUUGCCUGCUCCUCAUAAACUGGCAAAACCAAAGAGGUUCCUUACAGUUCAGGUGUUCCUAACAGUUCAGGAGCUUGUAGCUCCAUUUGUUACCAAUUUUUUUUUAAAAAAGUAAAAAAUUCAAUUUGUAAUAAUUGUUUGAAUACACUGUACUUUUAAUAUACCAAAUGUAAUAAUUUUAUGCCAAACCAACUUGGACAUAAUUACAUUUUAUGUUCCUAAAGUAACAAAGUGACUUUCAAUCUGUAAAAAGUGGUAAUAUUAUUUAAAUUUUUCCAAAAAAAAUCCUUUUUUUCUGGACCCCACCCCACCUGGAAAAAAACUUUUUUUCCCCAUGGCUUCGAAAUUUCGAGAAAUUUUACAUCUCUCGUUCUUACAUGGGCAUAAGCCCUACUGAACACAUUGCAAUUUACUUCUGAGUAAAAAUGUCUAGGGGUCAUGCUGCAGGUUGUCAAAUGUACAUACACCUGUGUAAGAGGGUGUUUCAAAUAGUGUGAGCGAAGAAAUGCGAAGGGUAGCAGUAGAUUAUCACAUCUAUAUGCAAAGAACAAAUGUGUAUAAGUCAGUCAGCAUGACCUUAGUAUGGACAGUAUUGACACUUACAGGACAAUGAUUUUAUGUACACGGACAACAGCUAAUCCUAUAAUAAAUCUGUUAGUCUUAAAGGUGCCAUAGGACUGUGCUGCUUUCACUAAUGAAGACUUAAGACAACUACUCUUCAAGAAUGCUUUCUAGUAGUGAACCUGCAUUGCUACGACAAAACAGCACUAAAUGAAGCUUUGCCAUGACGCACACUCUUCACCCCCAGCAGACAAUACAAAGGGCGCCAGCUAUUAACAUACCUUUAUUUUCAGUCCACAUUAUGAAGGACCUUUCAUGCAGCACAGUCUUUGCUUUUUAAUUCAAAGUUUGGGUGUAUUUAAAGCAUUAUUUUUAGUUUUCUGGUGCAAGUUUCUCUUGAAUGCUUAUGCGAAAUAUUUAUUACUGUUUCCGUUAUUGUAAAACUGAUUUUGCAGGGAAAAGACAAAACCAUCAGCAUUACCUUGCUCUGUAAUAGAGAACAAGUAUUUAUCUCAACUGCCAUUUAUCAUACUUACUCUAUAAUUCUGACUAUAUAUAUUUAAGCUGUCUUUCACUGUGAAUGCAAUAUAAUACUUAAUAAAAAGUGAGAUGAAA
This is a messenger RNA of Elgaria multicarinata webbii, 4259 nucleotides long. It is a transcript of the gene TUBB1, whose product is annotated as tubulin beta 1 class VI. The transcript is spliced from 4 exons. Bases 192 to 1547 code for a protein of 451 amino acids. Gene Ontology annotation, biological process: mitotic cell cycle; microtubule cytoskeleton organization. NCBI's taxonomy places the organism in Eukaryota, Metazoa, Chordata, Lepidosauria, Squamata, Anguidae. Gene Ontology annotation, molecular function: structural constituent of cytoskeleton; GTP binding; GTPase activity. Gene Ontology annotation, cellular component: cytoplasm; microtubule. The record is from RefSeq and is a predicted model, not a curated record.